AAAGUUGUUGUAAAUUAUAGUAAUAAGCAAGCAAAGCUGAUUCAAACAAAAACCCCAACUUCAAAGAUCAUCACAUUCAGUCAUUCACUAACCAAAACCUAGAAACAACGAAGAAUCACUCUCCAAACUUGUCGAUGUCUCCAACACCAUCAAAACCAGAAGUUCUCUUAACCAACAAAUUCCUUAGCUUUUUGAUAUGGCAAUCAAUACCCUCAUCUUUCAUCUUCUUUCUCUCCUUCACCCUUCUCCCCAUAACCCCUUUUUGGUCUUUUCCCCUUUUCCUUCUUUUCAACUUCCUCUUCUCCUUUUCUCUCUCCUUCAUCUCUUCACCUUCCUCACACCCCAUUUUCAAUCCUCUCAACUUCAAGCUCUCACUUACAUUCCUCCUCUUCGUAGCCGCUGCCGCGGUCUCCGCUUCCGUUGCGGUUGUUUCGCUUUUUGGGUUUAACGAUUUGGGAAAAGUUGGGUUCAGGGGUUUUCUUGCUGGUGCCAUUUAUGGGUUUCAUUAUGUUUUCAAACGACGUUGGGUUUUGGAGUUUCCCAUUAUUCAGCGUCCUCCUUUCUACAAUUUUAAGAUGGGGAUUCCUUUGGCUGCUAAACGUGCUUUUAAGCUUUCCACUGUUGCUUUCAUUUUUUCUGCUAUUUUAUUGGAGAUUAUUCCACACCCUUUUAAGUGCAGCAUUGCAACGAAGAAAUUUGUUGCUGAGCAGAUUGUAUUUUUUGUUGCUAGUUUCGCUAUCUUCUUCAGUUGGGAAUUGACUCACAAUUUACAUACGGUUUUACAUACCAAGAGAUCCAUAUUUGCUCCCCCAAAAGGAUCAGCAGCUGCGGAAACAAAUCCAAGUGAGCACCUCCUUUCAGCUCUGGAGGAGAGUAAUCCAACAUCUCUUCUUCGAUAUCAUGCUUAUCUUGAUCUCUGUAUGGUUUCCGAGAACAAUGUUGAUACUUGGCGGCGUGCGGCAUUUUUCGAAGAAACGGGUGAGACUUACAAAAGGGUAAUUGCUGUGUGCUUGAGGCCUCUUGAACAACUUGCCUCGAGAUUAGGUGAGGACUUGGGGAAUUCUACCGACAAACCUACAAAUCUAUCUAAUCAGUUAGCCUCCCCAACAGAUGUGAAGCACGUUGAAGAACUGUAUAACUUCCAGCUAUAUGCUUGGUGUUCAAGGAUUGUUGCCUCACUAACUGCCUGUUCUCGCAAAGAAGAUAAGUUUGGGGCUGCUCAGCUUUCUGGGAGUAACGCUGCUGUGGUUUCGACCCUGAUAUCAUGCCUUCUUGCUGUCGAGAAUUUCAUGGGAAAGAAAACAAACCUGCAAUCACCAAAUCAGCUGUUGGGAUCUGCUGGUAUCAAAUGGGCAACGGCGAAUAGUGGAAGAUUAGAUAUUGCAGCUGCUUCUGUUAAAAGAAAAAACGGGCCAGUAAAUUCAAAAGCUUAUGCUAUUGCCGACGUUCUCAAGACAUCGAUCUACCAAAUAGUAUCUGCAUUCCAUGAUGAGAUGUUGUCUGGUACUAAAUCAAGUCUUCUGGAGAAGGACUGGAUCACAAGCGAGAAACCACUUUUCGGUACUCGUGAGAUGCUUAUACAAAAAUUACGUCUUUUCCUUGAUUUUCGGGCUACCUAGAUGUUACAUUAUUUGUGAGAGGCUAUACAAAUCGGAUGUUGCAAGCAGAGUUUAUAACAAUAUGAAUAUGGAAGGGAUGGAAGGAAAAGUUUCUCAAUUUUGUUGUCCGAAAUUUGAGAUGGAUAUUAAUCUGUAGUGAUUAUGUUGAACAUACUUGCAUUGACUGGUGUGAGUUAUCGAUCGGUUUUUUUUUUUUCCUUGAUAAUUUAAGUGCUUCUCUGAAAGGAGAGAUUUUUUUUUUAAGAUAGAGUUGUGUCUGUGAUAUGGAAAAAUCGAUAUACCCACAUCUUUAAAAAAAAAAAUGGAAUGUGAAUUUUAUAUAUAAA
Medicago truncatula (barrel medic) is the source of this 1945-nucleotide messenger RNA. RefSeq lists its product as uncharacterized. The record is from RefSeq and is a predicted model, not a curated record. Gene Ontology annotation, biological process: nuclear pore organization. Gene Ontology annotation, molecular function: protein-macromolecule adaptor activity. The transcript has 4 exons. Gene Ontology annotation, cellular component: nuclear pore transmembrane ring. The coding region runs from base 135 to 1619 and encodes 494 amino acids. NCBI's taxonomy places the organism in Eukaryota, Viridiplantae, Streptophyta, Magnoliopsida, Fabales, Fabaceae.